AUGAAUUCGCCAACGGAUCCCAAGAGCGGCAUACCGGCGCGUGCAGACACGAAGGACAGCGAGGCGUGGUCGGGGGAUGAUGGCACCGAGGACGGCGGCGAUGGCAGAGAGCGGAAACGCCGUAGGCCAAUGAGUGUCUCUUGUGAGACUUGCAAAGGACGCAAGGUGAAAUGUGACCGCGGGCAGCCCAACUGCGGCUGGUGCGUCCGCAACAACGCAGUUUGUGAAUACAAGGAAAGGAAGAAACCUGGCCUCAGAGCAGGCUACGGGCGAGAACUCGAAGCCCGGCUUGAUGAACUCGAGACCGAACAGCACGACCAGCGGCAACUUUUGCAGCAGCUGCUUGACAAAGUCAGAGAUGCCAACACGCCCAAGAUGCAGACGAGACCUGGUCUGCAGUCGCGCCAGCCAUCCCAAGUAGAAGCUGCUCUCUACAUGCAAGCACCGAGCAACCGCUAUGCUCAGCCUACCAUAGACAACACUGCCAGAGACUUGCGGACGCCGUCGGUCAGCGACCUGAACCAGAACCAACAACCACCUGGCUUCCUACGACAUCCCUCGCAGCCCAAUGUGCACAUCCCAACUUCAGUGCCGGCGAACGAUGGGUACACUGCAGCUGAUCCGCCUGUGGAAUCACCAAGCCUCAACAUUGAACCAGCCGGCAGAGCCAAUUCCAAUGCCUCAGAGGCGGCGAGCUUUGCUUCGGGCCCCCAUGAUCUUCCUCCCUAUGACUUACUGUAUGCGCUGACCGAGUUGUUCUUCGUUCACGUCAACACUUGGUGUCCGAUUUUGCAUAGAAGAACGACCAUUGAAUCUCUGUUCGGCAGCACGAUGCUUGAGGAAGCUGAUCGGGUCCUUCUGCAUGCCAUUGUUGCUACCACGCUGCGGUUCUCCAACGACCCGCGGCUAGAUGGCGGGAACAGGGAGCGCUAUCACGAGGGCUCUAAGCAAAGAGUAUUGCUCUACGGGCUUGAGAACAGCUCAGUCAAGGCCUUGCAAGCUUUGACAAUCCUCACACUAGACGUGACCGGUAGCUCGAACGGACCACCGGGCUGGAACCUCCUGGCUCUGAUCACGAGAAGCGUGGUGCAGCUUGGCCUCUCCACGGAGUCUUCGGCUGCUUCAACAGUACCUGUCUACCCUUCAAUAUACACCUUGAGGGCGAUGGUGCUGCCAGAACCCAAGUCUUGGGUAGAAGAUGAGACCAGAAGGCGGCUGCUAUGGGCCAUCUAUAUCCUUGACAGGUACACGACAGUAGCAACGGCUUUCGAGUUCUGCCUCAAUGAGAAAGAGAUCGAUCGGAAGUUGCCUUGCCACGAGGAGCUAUGGGAGCGCAACGAGCCCACCGACACCAAGUGGUUCCGACUUUCAGGGCAGCCAAAGGGCCCAACGAGCAAACCUACCAAUCUUGGAUCUUUCAGCUACUACGUUGAGAUCAUUGGAAUACUGUCACAGAUCCAUCAGUUCCUGAAAAAGCCCGUCGAUAUCAGUGCACUGCCGGACAUUGAACGAUGGCAACAGGAAUACCGGACCCUCGACAGCAGACUCAGUGAUUGGAAAUUCAGCCUGCCAGAUGAGUACGGAAACAUGGGCCGGAUCUACGUCCUUGAUGCACGCAAGCAGACCGCGGAUAGCAUGUGGAUCAUGCUGCAGAUCACAUACCAGACCGCUCUGAUACGUCUGCACUCAUCAGCAGCGUACCCAACCACUAGAAGUCCGAUCUUCACACCCUCCUUCUCCGCCAGUCAACGCUGCCACGGCGCCGCCGAACAGAUCUGUGAGCUCUGCAAGUACGUCCGACACCGCGAGAUCCUCACCCAGCUAGGCCCAACAUUCGCCUUCAGCUUAUGGGUUGCUGCACGAUUGCUCCUGGUACAUGGAUCUACCAUCGACCACAAAGUCAACCCUGCCAUCACUCUCCUAGUACAAACUCUGCACGAAAUGGGCCGCUACUGGAAAGUAGCAGAGCGCUACGCAACGCUGCUCCAGCGCGUGCUCGACGAAUACCACGAAAGCGUAAAAUCGCCCGUCGGACCCGGUGGCGUUCGCGAGACCCCAUCCACCGUCCGCAUCCUCUCAGACAUGCGCCGAACGGCCUUCGAUCUCGACUUCCUCAUCUCCCGGCAGCCGAAGCAGAACUUCCCGUCGAAAGUCAGCUCGGCCACACCAGCUCGGACUCCCACGAGGACGCCUGCGCCGGAGGAGCUGGAGUACCUGGAUGUCUUUGACUUCUUCAAUAUGCCGCGGCUGCCGUUCCCGGGGAAUGGUGAGGCGGCGUUUGGCGCUGCUGGCUACGGUGGCGAGCCAGCGGCGAUGGAGUAUCCGGCUAUGAACGGCAACGGGAAUGAGUUCAAUAUUCAGAAUUUCAUGUAUGAUGCUAAUUCGGAUUGGUUCACGAACCCGAGUUGA
Messenger RNA from Saxophila tyrrhenica, 2409 nucleotides. RefSeq lists its product as uncharacterized. The coding region runs from base 1 to 2409 and encodes 802 amino acids. NCBI's taxonomy places the organism in Eukaryota, Fungi, Ascomycota, Dothideomycetes, Mycosphaerellales, Extremaceae. Gene Ontology annotation, molecular function: DNA binding; DNA-binding transcription factor activity, RNA polymerase II-specific; zinc ion binding. The transcript is spliced from 6 exons. The record is from RefSeq and is a predicted model, not a curated record. Gene Ontology annotation, cellular component: nucleus. Gene Ontology annotation, biological process: DNA-templated transcription; regulation of DNA-templated transcription.